This is a messenger RNA of Gigantopelta aegis, 932 nucleotides long. RefSeq lists its product as uncharacterized. The record is from RefSeq and is a predicted model, not a curated record. Lineage: Eukaryota; Metazoa; Mollusca; Gastropoda; Neomphalida; Peltospiridae. Bases 133 to 477 code for a protein of 114 amino acids. The transcript has 4 exons.
ACCUCCAUCACGUGGAAGGAUUUACAACAGAACAGAUCGUAAACAAUUUCACAAUCACAGCUGCUCUCACAAAGAUCAAAUUAUUCUGUCUCGUUUGUUUAUAGAGUUUAUCAACGGAACAGGUCGUUGGCCAUGGGUUUGUUCAGUCUGAUGAGUAACAAGAAAAAGACGCCGAAGGAGAAGAAGAAGUUCAGACACAGGAGACAGAAAAAAGCAGAGUUAAAGAAGAGAAGAGGACCCCAGGUCAUAGAAAUUAAAGAUAUGGAGCUGCUUAGUAAAGAGCAGAUUAAGAAGAAAAUGAAAAAUACACAUGUAAAUAUUACAGUAUCAGGCAAGAGGAGGAGAAAAAUGCUUAAAAGACUGAGGAACCAAGAACGCGCGAACAUUUUGGCAGAAGCUGCUGUUAGUAAGACGAACGACAAGCCUUCCACUUCAUCCACCACGGCAGUAUCAGAAGAAGAGGAUAUGACAGAAUGAUAUCAGAUUAAUAACUACAUGUUGCACAGGGCUUGAAAUACUGGCCUGCGUAAAGCAGUCCAUUUUCUAGACCUAGCAGGCCUACCAAAAAAAUAAAAUUACAGGGAGGAUAUGACAGAAUGAUAUUAGAUUAAUAACUACAUGUUGCGCAGGGCUUGAAAUACUGGCCUGCGUAAAGCAGUCCAUUUUCUAGAUCUAGCAGGCCUACCAAAAAAAUAAAAUUACAGGGAGGAUAUGACAGAAUGAUAUUAGAUUAAUAACUACAUGUUGCGCAGGGCUUGAAAUACUGGCCUGCGUAAAGCAGUCCAUUUUCUAGACCUAGCAGGCCUACCCAAAAAAUAAAAUUCCAGGGAGGAUAUGACAGAAUGAUAUUAGAUUAAUAACUACAUGUUGCGCAGGGCUUGAAAUACUGGCCUGCGUAAAGCAGUCCAUUUUCUAGACCUAGCAGGCCUACC